AUGUCUCGUUUUGUUCGCUCUUCAAAAUUCAGACACGUUUUCGGUACGGGGUCAAAACAUGAAAAUUGCUUUGAUAAUGUUAAAGUUUCGUCAAACGCGUGGGAUACUAAUCUCGUGAAAAUUAAUCCUUCAUUUAUUUCCAUUAAUUGGAAUGCCGGGGGAGGCGGGGCUUUUGCCGUCAUUCCGCAUAAGAAUGUUGGUAAAAUUCAUGAUGGUAUACCGCUUUAUCGCGCGCAUACCGCACCUGUUUUAGAUACAGACUUUGCGAACUUUAACGAUUACGUUCUUGCAUCAUGUGGGGAAGAUUCUAAGGUAAUGAUUUGGGCAAUUCCAGAAGAACUCGGUGAACCAGAAUCUCCUGAUAUUGAGCCCGUAUCAAAAUUGAUUGGUCAUGGAAGAAAAGUUGGCCAUGUCCUAUUUCAUCCUGUGGCAGAUAAUGUUCUCGCAUCUUCAUCCGCAGAUCUUACCAUAAAAUUAUGGGAUAUUGAAAAAGGUGUAGAAAAACAAGAACUCAAAGGUUUCAUGGAUUUUGUACAAUCAAUGUCUUGGAAUUGGAAUGGUAGUUUAAUGGUUACUACAUGUCGUGAUAAGAAACUCAGGAUUUUUGAUGUUAGAUCUAAUAAAGUAGUUCAAGAAGCCGCAAGUCAUCAGGGUAUUAAAGGCUCUAGAGUAGUAUGGCUUGGUGAUACUGAAAGACUUGCGACAACAGGUUUUUCAAAGAUGAGUGAUCGUCAGGUGUAUCUUUGGGAUUCAACUCAAUUAAUGAAACCUAUUAAAACGAUGAUGUUGGAUACAUCAUCUGGAAUUGUUAUGCCAUUUUAUGACGAAGAUACAAAGAUAUUGUAUUUGGCAGGCAAGUACAAGUCAUCUGAACCUCAACGCGGAAUGGCAUUUAUGCCUAAACGUGGUGUAAAUGUUAAUGAAUGCGAAAUUGCCAAGGCUUAUAAAGUUACUAGUAAUUGUGUUGAACCGAUUUCAUUUGUAGUGCCACGAAGGUCUGAUGGUUUCCAACCUGAUUUAUUCCCUCCGGCGUUAAGUGAUGAACCUGCAUUAACAGCCGAUGAAUUUUUCGAAGGAAAAAAUGCAAAUCCAAAAACUAUUGAUUUAGAAAAUGGAUUUGUUGCAAAGGAGAAGAAAGAAUUUGUAUCUUCCGCGCCAAAGGAAGAAGAGAAAAGUCCUAAAAUCGAAAAAGAUGCAUAUCAUCAAAUGCGUCAAGAAAAUGAUGAACUGCUGAAGCAACUGGCACAACGUGACGUUACCAUUCGUGCAUUAACGGCUCAAUUAGAACAAUUGAAAUCAUCUUGA
Funneliformis geosporum is the source of this 1305-nucleotide messenger RNA. NCBI's taxonomy places the organism in Eukaryota, Fungi, Glomeromycota, Glomeromycetes, Glomerales, Glomeraceae. The record is from the annotation of a GenBank genome assembly.